UGGAAAGAGGGGAAAGCAAACAAUUUUUAGGCCCGCCGCGUCCAGCAAAAAAUAUGAGAAAAAAAUUAUUAAAAAUCCGGGGAAUAGUUGAAAGUGAAGAAAAACGCCGUAGAAAGGAUGCUAACGCUCCCACGGACCUUGAGUCUCUGCUGUGUUGAAGAUUUGGGCUUUCUCACUCUGUCUGUGCCAGGACACAUCGCACGUGUCCACCACAUGGCUUGCUGCCGCUAAGUUGCCAUGGCAACUGUAGCUCCUAACGACUGCCCCGCCAAGGCAGAGAGCUGUCGAGUGAGGAAGAGGAGGGUGGAUGGGAAAGUGAGGAAGAACUUCUCCUGUCAGUUGUGCGAGAAGGCCUUCAACAGCUUGGAGAAGCUGAAGGUGCACUCGUACUCCCACACGGGAGAGAGGCCGUAUCGCUGCACACACACUGACUGCACCAAGGCCUUCGUCUCCAAGUAUAAACUGCUACGGCACAUGGCCACACACUCGCCAGAAAAGACACACAAGUGCAGCUACUGCGAGAAGAUGUUCCACCGUAAAGAUCACCUGAAGAACCACCUCCACACUCACGACCCCAACAAAGAGGCUUUCAGCUGCACGGAAUGCGGCAAGAGCUACAAUACCAAGCUGGGCUUUCGACGGCAUCAAGCCCUGCACGCCGCACACCGCGGAGACCUCACCUGUCAGGUGUGUCUGCAGCCAUACCCGAGCACCCCCCUACUGCUGGAGCACCUGCGCGGCCACGCUGGGAAAAGCGCUACCGCGACUAAGGAGAAGCGGCAUCAGUGCGAGCACUGCGAGAGGCGUUUUUACACCCGUAAGGACGUGCGACGCCACUUGGUCGUGCAUACGGGACGCAAGGACUUCCUGUGCCAGUACUGCGCCCAACGGUUUGGCCGCAAAGACCAUCUGACCCGCCAUGUCAAGAAGAGCCACGCUCACGAGCUGCUAAGGGUUAAGGCGGAGCCUGUGGACUUGAUGGAGCCACGUUCCUCUCCAGCAUCGGGGCCUUUCGCUUUGAGGUAUCCGCUAGGUCACGCAUCUUACUCGCCAACGCCACCCUUGAGGGCGGAGAUUGAAAGUUAUCUCUUAGAGCUACAGGCCGAAGAUCCACCCAAGCUGAGUGCUGCUGCCACGGCGACUGGAGAGACGACGUCGUCCCUGGACUUCCUGUCUCCGCUGUUUAACUUUCCGCCUUACAACCAAGGGGUGGGGCCUGCUUUGGGAGUGCCUUACAGCCAGGAGGAGGGGCUACCUCUGCCUACGCCCAUGCAAGACACACCCGAGUCUCUUAGCCUCCUUCACACAAUCACGCACUCGCACACGCUCUCACAAACCAACGUACUCGCUCCUACUUAUACUCACCCGCCAACUCUGAAUACAACCACCACCCUGCCUCGCUUCCACCAGGCCUUCCAGUAACCCAAAUAGAUACACACACUUAUAAUUAUUAUAGCACUUAAUUACUUUUGUAAUAAGCUUAGGCCAUAGUCAAAUUCAAACAACCUGGUUUUAUAGAAUCAAGUUACUAUACCUAGAUUUUUGCAAAAUGAUUUUUACAUGGCUCGUUGUACGUAUUGCGGCAGUUUCCUUGUAAAAUGAACACUAGAGGCGCUACAAUAAGAAUUACUUUUAUUCAUUUUCACACAAAUCACAAGUAAAACGGCAGAUUAUCAGUUAAUAAACACUUACUUUCCACCCUGUUCCACACACAGUGCUAUUUUAAGACAUUUAAACACUUACUAUAGUAGUGCAUGACUUGCAAGGUGAUGCAUUUUAACGUUUGCAUUACAUAACCAGCUACAUUUACAAGCUAAUUGCAUGGUUGCUCAACUGAUAGAGUACUGCACUUGCAAUGCAAAGGACUGGGGUAUGUGUCCUGAAGAGCACGCAAGUCGAUAUGUGAGCCGAAAGUAUCAUAGAAGCACCACAAAAUGACACGAUUGCUUCAGCAAUUGCAUUUUUCAUGUCACAUUUGCUUCUAUUACACUAUCGGUUAGGUUUAGGUUUAGGUUUAGCGUAGGGAGGUUGGUUUUGUUCAUUUAAAACUCUAUAGCAUCAACCUUAACCUCAUCAGUUUGGGAGAAAAUAUAACUCACUUUUAGCGCCACACAGUGGACAUUUCACCUCAGAACUGCCACGGUAUGUGUAAUGAACCAUUACAUGUGCAAUAUCAUUUAGCAAAAUUGUUGCCUGAAUGAGAUCAGGCUGAAUUCAAACAAGCACAGAGCCUCACAAAUACUCGCCAAGGCAACAAUUACCUUCCUCAAGUCAGUGCUGCAUUUCGAGGGUAUUUCUUGAGGACAGUGUCAUACUUUAGGUAAUUUCAAGAGAUUACAAAUGCAUUUCUUAUUUUAGUUUCUAUAUAGAGGUGUUUUAGCAAUCAUUUUAGCAAUGGAGGAUGCCAAACAUCGGCUGACAACUGUAACUAAACAUGAAAUACACAGUUUUUUUUAGAGCAGGGCUCGGUUUGCAGUGAAGUUUCACUUACAAAAUCGGCAGAGACAGAGAGAGCAUAGCUUUUAAAGUCCUCUCAUUAGCACUUUGAACUUCUAGUGGUGUUGAAGUUCCAUCAAAGCUACAAGAUAAUUUGUCUAAUGUCGUUUUCGUCUGUUUGUUCUUUGUAUGGCUCAUAAACUGUGGGGUACUGAACUACCAGCGUUUUAGUGACCGUGUCACAACUCUUCACAGCCAAAGGAAACCAAACCCCUCAUAGCUAUAGAGAGGAAGGCUCAUCUCGUACGUUUCUUGUUCUGGAUUGUUGUCUUGUUCCAUUUUGUUUUUGUUUUUUGAUGGCUGUAUGCCUUCAUGCUGCUGCUCGUUUUAAGGGCCUCAAAAGGACACCAGCGCAGAACUGCUUCACAAUACAAACCAACAAAGGGAAAGAUGGACAAAGACUUUCUCACACACAUAUACACUCAUCCUCUCUCUCUCUCUUAAAGAAAUCGUUCACCCCACAAUGUCAUUAUUUGCUCACCCUCAUGUCAGUCCAAACCCGUAUGUUGUUAUGUUUUCCAUGGAAAACAGGAGGACAGAUUUUGUAGAAUUCUUACGCAGCUCUUUUCCAGACACUCAAAAAAUAAAUACAAAUAAAUAAUAAUAAUAAUAAUAAUAAUAAAAAAAACAUUUUAGCUUAUUUUUAAGAUGUAUGCAUUUUGAUAUCAUAACAAAAUUCCAUCAAAUUAAAUUUAACAAAUUUUAUUUAUAUUAAUAUUUAGUGUUUUUUUAUUUUAUUUUGUCGAAGAAUAAUACAUUUAAAUAUAUUAAGCUCCAACAUUAAUAAUAAUAAAACAUUUUAUUUGUACAGCAGCUUUUAUAUAGAGAGUGCAGCUCAACGUUAUUCACAUAUCAGAAAUUAAAAGUCAAAGGAAGUGACUGCAUUAAUAUAAAUAAUUUAAUAUUUAUAUUCAUAUUAAAUUCUAUUUACAUUGAAUGAUAAAAAAUAAAAAGUAAAAAUUCACACAUAUAUAUAUAUAUAUAUACAUACCUCCAUAUCAACCAAAUGCUAGUUAAUAUUUAUAUAUAUAUAUAUUAUUUACUGAUAAUCUCCACUGUAAAGCCCAAGUCUACAUCCAAGUUAAGAAAUGGUGUGUCUAUUGAUGCUAAAAUGGCAUUGGUUUGCAUGUGUAAUAAGUAAUGAUAUAAUAUAAAUAAAUGCAAUACGCCAUUUUUGUAGUCCACAAAAAAAAAAAAAACAUUAUAAUAAUUUUAAAAAACAGCAAAUGUGUUUUGAAUGACAUGAAGGUGAGUAAAUAAGACAGAAUUUUCCUUUUUGGGUGAACUAUACCUUUUAACAUUUUUCAACCUCAUCCUCCAGAAUGCUGGCUGUUGCACUGAUCAAUCCUGUCACUGAAAGAAACAUUCAUAUCAGUCUUUGCUGUGUCAGUUCAAACUCACAGCACAAACUCAAAAAUACAACACAAUCUGUGACAAACCCCAUUACUUUGACAUACUUCUCUACAAAACAUCUAAAGAUUUAAGAUGAUUUAAGAUUUAAGCUGGACUGGGAAUCCAAUCGAUGGACAUUUGUGAUGAAAACCUGAAGUAGUUCACACUGACAGUGAUUUGCAGCAACAAAGCCACCGGAAGUCGUUCAUUUUCAAUGAGAAUUGAAUUGCAGAUUUUAGACGACAUAAGCGAUAAAGACCGUUAAUUGCUGUCAGUGUGAACGCACCUUAAGGAAACAUUACACUUCCUUUAGUGUGUGUGUGUGUGUGUGUGUGUGUGUGUGUGUGUGUGUGUGUGUGUGUGUGUGUGUAUGAGUGUAUGGACAGAGUGUUAGCUAAAAUGUUUUUUGAUGUAUUUCCUCGGAAGCUGAAGGUUCUUUAAAGCUUAAUCGUUUGGAAAGCCUCUAUUUUGGGCAUAUGUUUCAUAAUAGCACUUUUCAGAAAAAUUAUAUGCCUUUUCUUAAGUCAUGUUCUUUUACAUUUUUUUUUUUUGUGAAAGUUACUUUGUUAUAAAUGGUUUAGAUAUCAUAUUUAGCUCUUUAGAAGAUUUUUAGCAUAUAUAAACAAUGCUAUAUGUGUGAUAUUUUUUACAGGUACACUUCAUACAGUGUUUUUGUUUUGUUGUUUUUGUAGUUUUGCUUUAUUGCACAAAAUAUCAAAUUGUCAGUGUAAGGCUUCAGCCAAACAGUGAAACAAAAAGGUCAAUUCCAACCACGAACACCUUCGGCAAGCACUUGCCCCUUUAUAAAGAUGAUAAGCAGGCCCACACGGACCUACAGAUGUUCGCAAAAUUGGAACGCCCCUCAUUCACAAAGUUUUAUACAUUUCUCGUAUUGUGUGUGUUAGUUUCUUAACAUUUUUGACUGAUUUAAAAGACGAAAUUCUGACGAUUUCCACCCCCAAGAUCAGCACAGAAAAGGCAAAGAACAUCUGCAGAUUCUUUUCAGGCCUGUGUGUAAGGAUUCUGAUUGCUUCAGUAUUCAAAAAGUGUGUUGAACUGGGUGCCCCGAAUGGCCCGCUACCAUUAGGUCAUCCGAAAUAGUGAUGUCAUUCAUUUAUAUUGCUGCUGAAUCAUGGACUUAUAUUGUGAAUCUAUAGGAUUGCUCGAAUCGAGAACAUUAUCAUUGGGAGCCACAAACUUUUAACACGUCUCCUAUUCAUUUUCAUUGGUACCAUCACAACACAGCGCAUGCAUGUGUGAGUGUGUGUGUGUGUGUGUGUGUGUGAGUGACACUCCUGCAAUAAAUCUGUUGGAUAAUGCUGCUAAUGGACAGCGUAGAACCGCUGGUGGUGCAAAAGACUUUCUCUCCUCUUUUUUUCUAACAUUUCAGACUGUUUAAAAAGUAGGUAUGUGUGCGUGUUCACAUGUGUGUGUUUUGGGGGUUGGGGGUGGGGGUUAUGUGAGCCAUAUUGUUCAUGUAUCUUUAACAGAGUUGAUCGGUCAUGACAAUUUGUAGGCCAGCCUGGAAGGCUAUUUCACCAUGAGUUCCUUCAGGAAUUUCAAAUGGGUUUUUAGAGUAAUGGUUUUUCGAUUUAUGGGUAAAAUAAGGUGUGUGGUUAACAUUACUUGAAAAGACUUUCACAUAUUGUUCUACAACAGAAAUUACACACAGUCAUACCUCAGAUGUACAUUUUGAAGCUGUUGUGUGCUUUAAAAUGUAAGUUGCUAACAAGCUGCUAUUUAAGAACUACAAACGCUCUCCAGUUCAUUAAGCAUGUAAACUCACAUCCUUGUGGUUGUUGUAGUCUUUAUUUAGCAACUUGUUUGCAACUUACACUUUUGAAACACACAGUGGCUUCGAAAUUCAUGUUUUGAGGUGUGGCUUUGUGUAAUUUCAAAGAGUGAAUUUAAAAACCACUGUGUGUUUCAAAAACACACGUUGCUAACAAGUUGCUAAAUUAGGACUACAACUACCACAAGGAAGAAAAUGUACAUGCAUAAUGAAUCAGACAACGGUUGUAGUCCUUAUGUAGCAAUUUGUUAGCAACUCACAUUUUAAAACCACACAAUAGCUUUAAAAGUUACAUUUGAGUUAUGACUGUGUGCAAUUUAUGCUGUAGAACAAAACGCUGAAGUCUCUUUAUGUAAUGUUAACCACAGGCCUUAUUUUCACGUAAAUCAAGAACUGCUAUUCAAAAAAAACCUAUUGGAAAUUCCAGAGGUAUCCCAUGGCUUGAAAAUGCUCAUUCUCUUCUGGGUUUUAGGUCUACAAAGUGAACAGUUCUAUUUAGUGCGACUAUUUAGGAGAUGAUGGAUGCCACCACAGCAAUGGGGAGGGCCGUGGGGGGUACUGAGAUAUGAAAAAGACAGCAUUCCAGCCAUAAUGAUGUGUGACAUUGUGUUCUUAUUGUUUCUGUAAUGCCAUCCUGUGAUAAUGGCCUGCUAUUGCUAAUCAAGUAUAUUUUACUUUAAUGUAUUUUACAAACUACUGUUGUACAUUGUAUAGCCUAAGACAGACAGAAUCCUAUAUAUCUAUGUGUGUGUGUGUGUGUGUGUGUGUGUGUGUGUGACGCGUUCGUACGCGUUUGAUUCCAUCAUGAAAACCUUCUGCCAUGGCUGACAAUUCAUUUUGUCUCCUACUGAUGACAUCACCCAAAGAGAAAGUUAUUUAUUCACUGGCUAGUUGAGUCAGGUUUGUGUUAAGGGAGGUGAAUAGCAGGCUGUUGGCAGUUGUGUGCAUGUGUCUGAUAGAGAAUUGUGUGUUUCUGUGUGUUCAGACGACCUUUGCUGCUAUGUGAGGAGAGGAGAGAUUUGGUCCAGUGUUAAUACUGUUCACAGUACUGAGUGAUCAAUAAACAUACAAGAAGGACUCACUUU
Myxocyprinus asiaticus (Chinese sucker) is the source of this 6765-nucleotide messenger RNA. RefSeq names its product pleiomorphic adenoma gene 1 (gene plag1). Bases 238 to 1422 code for a protein of 394 amino acids. The transcript has 3 exons. Lineage: Eukaryota; Metazoa; Chordata; Actinopteri; Cypriniformes; Catostomidae. The record is from RefSeq and is a predicted model, not a curated record.